CAACAGGGUACAAAAAGAUUGAAACAUGAGUUCAGACAUUGGAAAAGUAAUCGAGGAAAAGUUAAAGAAAGAAUUCAACCCUUUGCAUUUGAGUGUUGAAGAUCUUUCAGAUGGCUGUGGAGGCAAGUUCAUGGUGGUUGUAGUAUCAGAAAAAUUUGCAGGAAAAAGUUUACUUGAAAGACACAGGCUUGUAAACAGUUGCCUGGAGGAGGAAAUCAAGCAAAUACAUGCUUUUUCACAGAAAACUUACACACCAGAACAGUGGGAAAAACAAAAGAGCAAGUGAAUACUGUGGGUUGUCAUGACUUGG
Molecule: messenger RNA, 310 nt
Organism: Actinia tenebrosa (Australian red waratah sea anemone)
Lineage: Eukaryota; Metazoa; Cnidaria; Anthozoa; Actiniaria; Actiniidae
Product: bolA-like protein 2
Biological process (GO): protein maturation; intracellular iron ion homeostasis
Cellular component (GO): cytosol; nucleus
Molecular function (GO): 2 iron, 2 sulfur cluster binding
Source: RefSeq, a predicted model, not a curated record